Molecule: messenger RNA, 4496 nt
Organism: Hibiscus syriacus
Lineage: Eukaryota; Viridiplantae; Streptophyta; Magnoliopsida; Malvales; Malvaceae
Product: protein RNA-directed DNA methylation 3-like
Exons: 19
Coding region: 108-4412 (1434 amino acids)
Biological process (GO): regulation of DNA-templated transcription elongation; regulation of transcription by RNA polymerase II; transcription elongation by RNA polymerase II
Cellular component (GO): DSIF complex
Molecular function (GO): mRNA binding
Source: RefSeq, a predicted model, not a curated record
ACCAACCCUCAACGAAAGGCGAUUUUCUCUCUGAUUUUUCAUUUAUGUAGAAAAAUCUACGGAAAAAAAAAAGAUAAAAUUUCGAAACUGCGAUUGAAAGGAUAGAUAUGUCGUCGAAAGGGAAGGAGAAGGAGGUGGUUUAUGGAAAACGGAAGGUCAGCGCCGGAAGAAGCGGCGGCGUAACGGAGGAGAGCCGUCGGAAACGGAGGAACCGGGGUGUCCUUCAGUUCUUUGAAGACUCUGCUGAGGAUGAUGGUAGUGACGCCAGCGAUGGUAGCGAUAUCAAUGAUUAUGUUUUGCAAGAAGAACCGGAUCUUGAUGUAAAUAAAAAUCCCUGGAAAGCCCAUAACGUUCCAUUUGUCCCCAAGGAAGAGGUGAUUGAGGAAGAGUUUGACAAAAUGAUGGAGGAGAGGUACAGGGAUGGUGCUAGGUUUACGACGUUUGAGGAAGAUUAUGAAGCCAAGGGAUCAAUUGACAAAAACUCUACUGUGCCACCAGCCAAGGAUCCUGUUAUAUGGAAAGUUAAAUGUGUGGUUGGGCGUGAACGACAUUCAGCAUUCUGUCUCAUGCAGAAGUUUAUUGACAUGAAAUCACUAGGAACAAAAUUACAGAUAAUAUCAGCAUUCUCUGUUGAUCAUGUCAAGGGUUUUUUCUUCAUUGAAGCUGACAAACAAUGUGAUAUUAAUGAGGCAUGUAAAGGAUUGACUUACAUUUAUUCUUCACGAUUGGCACCAGUACCAAGCAAUGAAGUUUACCAUUUGCUCAAUGUCAGAACUAAAUGUUGUGAAAUCUCUAAAGGCAUGUGGGCUCGGAUAAAGAAUGGGAAGUAUAAGGGGGACCUUGCACAGGUUGUGGCUGUAAACAAUGAAAAGAAAAAAGCAACUGUAAAGCUCAUUCCCAGAAUUGAUCUGCAAGCAAUGGCUGCAAAAUUUGGUUCUGGAGUUUCCAUCAGUAGAACUGUUAUACCAGCACCAAAAUUGAUAAGUUUAAUUGAGCUAGAGGAGUUUCGACCUCUAAUUCAGUUUAGACGAGACCGCGAUACUAGCAUUGGUUUUCAAGUACUUGAUGGCAUGAUGCUAAAGGAUGGAUAUCUGUAUAAAAAAGUAUCUAUAGAUUCCUUAAGCUGCUGGGGUAUAAUGCCUACAGAGGAGGAGCUCCUAAAGUUUAGUAAUUCUGAUAAUAAUGAAUCUGAUGAUCUGGAGUGGCUAUCACAACUUUAUGGUGAAAAAAAGAAGAAAAAGACGAUGACAAAUGAAAAAGGAGGUGAGAAAGGAGAAGGCUCUUCAGGGUUAGGCUUGGAGGAUAGCUUUGAACUGUAUAACCUUGUCUGUUUCAGCCGGAAAGAUUUUGGGCUUAUUGUUGGCAUGGAGAAAGAUGAUCGUUACAAGAUUCUAAGAGAGGCUCCAGAAGGACCUAUUGUAGUGACUGUUGAGAAGCAUGAGUUAAAGAUUGGGCCUUUGGAUACAAAGUUCACUGCAUUAGAUAAGCACUCAAAGACAAUAUCCAUUAACGACACUGUUAAAGUCUUGGAAGGUCAAUAUGAGGGUAAACAAGGGACUGUUAAACAAAUCUACAGAGGGACCAUUUUUUUGUAUGAUGAGAAUGAAACAGAUAAUGGUGGUUUUUUCUGUUGUAAAUCACCAAUGUGCGAGAAAAUCAAGCAGCGUUCAGAUAAAUGCAGUGAGAAGGGAGGUGAUCCUGGUGGUACUUCAGAUUAUGGGGAUUUUGUAUCAUCUCCCAAGUCCCCAAUAUCUCCUGAGAAGCCUUGGCAGUCUCAAGAGAAGGAGACUAAGAGUGACUUCAACAGAGGGAACAUAGAUGGAAUGUUCUCCAUUGGUCAAACAUUAAGAAUACGAGUAGGCCCUUUGAAAGGGUACCUUUGCCGUGUCUUAGCAGUAUACCGUUCAGAUGUUACAGUAAAAGUGGGUUCCAAGCAGAAGGUUCUUAAAGUUAAAAAUGAGCAUCUUGCUGAGGUUCAAGGGAAGAGCACUGCUGCAAAUACAAAUGAGCAUGAUGGAUCAACUUCAUUCAAACCAUUUGGAUCAGAAGCUUCGACCGGAGAUUGGUUGAAUGGUGCAGGAACAUCGGCUGAGGGUGGCGGGUGGAAUGCUGAGAGGAGCUCAUGGCCUAGUUUCUCUGGGCCUGGCAACGCGCAGCAGACUGGAACUGUUAAUUCAAACCCAUCUGGUAAUGGGGACAAUGAUCAGAAGACUGAUGGUGAAGGCUCUGCAUGGGAUACCAAGCCGACUGCAAACCAGAAUUCAUCUUGGGGUGCAGCAGCUCCUUCUGGGGAUAAUGAUAACAAAACAGAUGGCGCAUCUUCUGCUUGGGAAAAUAACACGAGUACACAACAAAAUUCAGCUUGGGCUACGGGUGGCAGUGAUCAUAAUUCUAAUCGGGGAAGUUGGAAUAAUUCUGCUCCCAAGAUUGACUCUGGUGGCGGUGCAUCUGAUGCUUGGGUUAAAACUAUUACUGGCGGAGGUCCAUCAGGUGCUUCACAAGAUGUUGAUAAUGACGGUUGGGAUAAAGGUAAAGGUGUGGCUGAAGAAGGAUCAUGGGGGAAGAACAAAAAGUCAAGUGUUAAUGAGGGAAAUUGGAACAAUAAUGAUGUAGGGUCAAAUCAGCAGGGAAGUUGGGGGAUUAAGAAUGAUGCCAGUGUCGGUCAAGAUAAUUCUUGGGGUAAUACUGCGGAGAAGUGGAACAAUAAAGAUGGUAUUGGUGGAAGCAAGGGAAAUUGGGGUAGUUCAAAGCCUUCUGCAGAAGAUGCCAAAGGAUCUUGGGGCAAACAGGAUGGAGGUUCAUCACUUAAUCAGUCUGAUGGUUGGAAUAAAGAAAAGGCUGCUGAUGUUGGAACUUCUGGGGGCAAACAGGAUGGAGGUUCAUCAUGGUACAAACAACUUGGGGGAUCUUCAUGGGGUGUUUCGAACACCAAAUCUGGUGGUGGAGCUAUCCAGGAUGCUGGCCAAGAUUCUGGUUGGAGCAAAAGGAGUAGUUGGAACUCUGGUUCUGGUGGUACAAAUCAGGAACCUGGUUGGGCUAAGAAAAAUGACUCAGACUUUGGAUCUGGUGAUGCAACCAAAGAUUCUACUUGGGGGAAAAAAAGUGACUGGAACUCGGGAUCUGCAGAUGCAAAUCAGGAGUCAAAGAAAAACAGUUGGGGUUCUGGUACUACUGAUGCUGGUCCUGACUCUGGUUGGGGCCAAAGGGGCAGUUGGAACUCUGGUUCUGGUAAUGCAAACCAGAAUCCUGGAUGGACUAAGAAAAGUGAUUCGGGCUUUGCUGCUGGUGAUGCAACCAAUGAUUCUAGUUGGGAGAAGAAAGGCGCAGCAGAUGCAAGUCAGGAUUCAAACUGGGGUAAGAAGAGUAGUUGGGGUACUGGAACUGAUUCUGGACAAGACGCUGGCUGGGGCAAAAAAGGUGGCUGGAACCCUGGUUCCAGUAGUGCAGGUGAGGAUUCUGGUUGGAAAUCGAAGAGCAAAUGGAAUUCAGGAGCUGGGGAUGCAAACCAGGAUUCUGGUUGGAAACCGAAAAACGAUUGGAAGUCUGGAAGUGGAAAUGAAGACCAAAAUGAGCCUUUUAGUGGUAGGGGUGGUGGAAGUUGGAGGGGAGGUUUUGGUGGUAGAGAUGGUUCAGGUAGAGGCUUUAGAGGUAGAGGGGAUUCAGUCGGAGGAGGCUUUCGGGGUAGAGGUAGAUCAGAUAGAGGACGGGGCAGAUCUGACCGAGGAGGUUUUGGUGGUGAUGGUGGAGGUUAUGGAGGUAGAGGUGAUAGAGGUGGUGAUAGAGGUGGCUACGGAGGCCGAGGUGGCGAUAGAGGUGGCUACAGAGGUAGAGGUGGCGAUAGGGGAGGCUAUGGAGGUAGAGGACGUGGAAGGAGGGAUGAAAAUGGUGGUUGGAACAAUGGUGGUGAUUCAGGUGAAAAUAAGUCUUAUGGCUGGAACAAAGAGGGGAACCAGGGCUGGAAUGGAGGCGGAGCAAAGACCUGUGGUCAAUCUAAUGCGGACAAUCGAGGCCAAUCCUCCGGUUGGAGUCAGCCUGGUGGCUGGAACAAAGGAACUGGUUCAACUAAUGAAGCAGGUGGGAAUCAAGAUACCAGUUGGAAGUCAUCCAAUUCAUCCGAUGGGAACAAAUGGUCGGGCUGGAACCAGUCUACCUGCAGCAAGGACGUUAAAGAGAGUACCAGUCAAGGACAUGGCUGGGAGAAAAGUUCAGCUACUGCUGCUGGAGGAGGGUGGGGUGGUCGAGGAUCAGGCUCGGCCGAACAAGUUGAACCAAAAACUGCAGAUGAAGGGGCAUCAUCGGGUUGGAACAAGCCGAAAGACGGAGAAGGAAGUAGCGGGAAUCAAGACGCAUGGGGUAAGGCAUCGUCGAGCUCUUGGGGACAAGGGAGUGGUAGUAGGAAGGGGGGAUGGUAAUUUAUGUUCCAUGUUUGAAGGUGUCGUAGAUAUUUUUGUGUGUGCUGUUUCUGCAGUUCCUGAGCAGCAGGGAAAGGACGUGGC